AUGGAAGCACUCGGCUACUUUUCAGAGGACGCCAUGGACUCGAUGCUUCUGUCUCUUGAGAUCCAGGAACUGCUCUCUUCGGACACGGUAGAGUCUGGGCCUCCAAAUGCGGUUAAAAGUGUGGUGGCAUCACAUGAAGAGCUGCCGUCGUCUCCGAAGAAAACUGACCGACGAUUGAGGCCAUAUUCGACGUGUAAGCGUCGCGACCGCAGACGUCCGAAGCACGAACUCGAGUAUUUGCGAGGAAAAGUGGUCGAGCUACAGGAAGAGCUGGAGACUCUGGGAAUAGCCGCGGUUGGCUCUCCGAAUGUUGUCGGUCAGGAAGCCGCUCUGGCUUCAAUUGACGCUAACACGGGUGUCUCGAGCUGGAAGGAGGUCGCAGAGCGCCAGAAGCGCGAGGUAGACAGCUCCAUUGCCGAGAACCGCAAGCUUCGCAAUCGAUUGCUCGGCCAGUUGCAAGUGGCGCGUGUGCUGGAAGCUGCGAUCGCUCAGCACCAGAAAGAGACUGGAGGGUCGACAAUCAGUGGCAUCGGACGCGCGAUGAAUGAGACAGACAAAGAGAUAUUUGCGCAACUUAACAGCUGUGUGGACAAGCAAUUCGCAGAGGUGAACACGGAGCUGACGACUAGUGGACUAGCGAACGUGCUGCACCAGCUUAGUGGCGGCUUCAAGUUCAAACGUGAAGCCAAUGGCAUCACAUUUCGACACGAGGAGGCUCGGCUACUGCCGUUCUCGAUGGAGGCAUUUCACCUCGCGAUCUGGAAUUGUCUGCACAAUGGCUCGAUCGUCAAGCGGACUGAAGCGCAAAUUAUCACCCAAAAUCACUCCAAUCUCAUCGUUCACGAGACGCUGCAGCUCCCAAAGACGCAUCAAAUUAAUGUCACAAAGCGCUCAGCUUUCCGACGACAUAUCGACAAAGACCGCGUGGUGUUUGUGUGGACCAGUUACGUGGAAAUUGAUGGCUCAGUGUUCGUGCGGCUGCGAGAAAGAGGAUGGAGUACCUGCUCGACUUUCGAGUAUUAUCGCGGAGUUAAUGCAGGUGCCAGUAGCUCGAGCAACUUUGUCCAAGGCUGCUUGACUCGAAUGGCUAUUCAACUGACGCCUGAAGUGUCCGAGUUUCGGUCAGAGAAAGACGCGCAAAGACAUAUCGGGGACGUGACGGAUCUCAUCGUCGGCACUUAUCACCUGAACUUUGGGCUGAUUCAUGAGGUCGUCGAAAGGAUAUUGGUCACUUCCAAAUCGACUAAGGAUGCAGAUGCGAACUGCGGCAAGGUAGUCGUCAUGUGA
Phytophthora infestans T30-4 is the source of this 1287-nucleotide messenger RNA. RefSeq lists its product as uncharacterized. NCBI's taxonomy places the organism in Eukaryota, Oomycota, Peronosporomycetes, Peronosporales, Peronosporaceae. The transcript has 2 exons. The record is from RefSeq and is a predicted model, not a curated record. The coding region runs from base 1 to 1287 and encodes 428 amino acids.